This is a messenger RNA of Pygocentrus nattereri (red-bellied piranha), 5536 nucleotides long. RefSeq names its product short transient receptor potential channel 5-like. The record is from RefSeq and is a predicted model, not a curated record. Lineage: Eukaryota; Metazoa; Chordata; Actinopteri; Characiformes; Serrasalmidae. Gene Ontology annotation, biological process: manganese ion transport; calcium ion transmembrane transport; regulation of cytosolic calcium ion concentration. The coding region runs from base 742 to 3855 and encodes 1037 amino acids. Gene Ontology annotation, cellular component: membrane; cation channel complex. The transcript has 12 exons. Gene Ontology annotation, molecular function: store-operated calcium channel activity; inositol 1,4,5 trisphosphate binding; protein binding.
CAUGCAGAAAGGAGAAAAAGCUAGAAAACCAAAAGACAGCAGGAUGAGAGAGCUGGAGAGGAAGACAGAAGGAUAGAGAGAGAAAAAGAGAGCCAGCCAGUAGCAGCAUCGAGACAGACAGAGUUGGAGCCAGAGACACCGCUACAGAGACCACACUCCAUCCGGCAACCAUGACAACCAAGGCAAGCGCACACCGAGCCCCCAGCCUUCUCCUUCUCUGGCGCCAAUGAGGGGGCUAUGAUCCUCGACGCAUUUAGGGAACGAAGACUGCAAAAAACAGCUUAAGAAAACAUCAAGAACAACAUUACCCAAAGGAUACUUAUCCUUUUUUUAUACCUCCCUCUUCCCUCAGUAGUGAUGGAGAGGUAUGGGGGUUGAAUGGAUGGAGCCGUCUCCACUGCUGAUUGUGAGGGUGCGCUCCCCUCAUUGCUUGGGAGAGAUACUGAGAAGCUGUACCCAGGAAACCCUCCAACCUUGACCCAGCAAUGGAUUCCCUGAGGUGGGCUUGAAACACCUCUCCACCCUACCCCCUCAUGUUUCCCUUUGGGAACAAACAAGCAGAACUACUAGACAAUAGACUGGAAAACCAACUCGUCCUCCUCAAAUUGGUGGAGGAGCCCAAGAGAUGAACCAUGUAAAGCCCAUGGGCAUCAGGGCACAGUGGUGGAAUCAUCAAAGUGAGGUCAGCCGUCACAAGUGAGAUUGCAGUAACCUUGUAUAAGCCGGUGUCAGUGAGUCCUCAUGAACCCCAUGGCCCAGCUGUACUACAAGAAGGCGAGCUACUCGCCUUACCGUGACCGCAUCCCGCUGCAGAUUGUGCGGGCAGAGGCAGAGUUGUCAGCCGAGGAACGGGCCUACCUGACCGCAGUGGAGAAAGGCGACUAUGCUGGGGUCAAGAUGGCCCUUCAAGAGGCUGAGAUCUACUACAACAUCAACAUCAACUGUCUUGACCCCUUGGGGCGCAGUGCGCUCCUCAUUGCCAUUGAGAACGAGAACCUGGAGGUGAUGGAGUUGCUGCUGAGUCACGGUGUCCAUGUGGGCGAUGCACUGCUUUACUCUAUCCGCAAGGAGGUGGUGGGAGCAGUGGAGUUACUGCUGUCCUACAGGAAACCCAGUGGUGAGAAGCAGGUGCCUGCUCUGAUGAUGGACACGCAGUUUUCGGAGUUUACUCCUGACAUCACACCAAUCAUGUUGGCUGCCCACACCAACAACUAUGAAAUCAUCAAGCUCCUAGUACAGCGCAAGGUGACCAUCCCCCGACCACACCAGAUCCGGUGUGACUGUGUGGAAUGCGUGUCCAGUUCAGAGGUGGACAGCUUGAGGCACUCUCGCUCUAGACUCAACAUCUACAAAACCCUGGCUAGCCCCUCACUCAUCGCUUUGUCCAGUGAGGACCCCAUCCUCACAGCAUUCAGGCUGGGCUGGGAGCUGAAGGAACUCAGUAAAGUGGAGAAUGAGUUCCGGCAGGAGUAUGAGGAGCUUUCGCAGCAGUGCAAGCUCUUUGCCAAGGACCUUCUGGAUCAGGCACGCAGCUCACGUGAACUGGAGAUUAUCCUCAACCAUCGCGAUGACCACAGUGAGGAGCUGGACCCCCGUGAGUGCAGAGACCUGGCCAAGCUCAAGUUGGCUAUUAAGUACCACCAAAAGGAGUUUGUGGCUCAGCCCAACUGCCAGCAGCUCUUAGCCACGUUGUGGUAUGAUGGUUUCCCAGGUUGGAGGCGACGUCACUGGGUGGUGAAGCUGGUGACCUGUUUCACCUUAGGCCUGCUGUUCCCCAUCUUCUCCAUCAUCUACCUGCUGGCCCCAAAGAGCACACUGGGCCUCUUCAUCAAGAAACCCUUUAUCAAAUUUAUCUGUCACACUGCCUCAUACCUGACCUUCCUCUUGCUGUUGCUCUUGGCCUCACAGCACAUAGUACGAACUGACCUUCAUGUUCAAGGGCCACCUCCCACCAUCGUGGAAUGGAUGAUCUUACCUUGGGUACUUGGCUUCAUUUGGGCUGAGAUCAAAGAGAUGUGGGAUGGAGGCUUUACUGAGUAUGUCCAUGACUGGUGGAAUCUGAUGGACUUUGCCAUGAACUCUCUCUACCUAGCCACCAUAUCUCUGAAAAUGGUUGCCUAUAUUAAAUACAACAGCUCCCGUCCUCGUGAGGAGUGGGAGAUGUGGCACCCUACACUGAUUGCUGAGGCACUGUUUGCCAUUGCCAACAUCUUCAGUUCCCUUCGGCUCAUUUCACUCUUCACAGCCAACUCACACCUGGGCCCUCUGCAGAUCUCACUGGGUCGCAUGCUUCUGGAUAUCCUUAAGUUUCUCUUCAUCUACUGCCUGGUGCUGCUAGCCUUCGCCAAUGGCCUCAAUCAACUGUACUUCUACUAUGAGACUGAGGCAGCCGAUGAGCCCAACCACUGCAAAGGGAUCCGCUGUGAGCGGCAGAACAAUGCCUUCUCUACGUUAUUCGAAACCCUCCAGUCUCUCUUCUGGUCCGUGUUCGGUUUGCUCAGUCUAUACGUGACCAAUGUGAAGGCUCGGCACGAGUUCACAGAGUUUGUGGGAGCUACCAUGUUCGGCACAUAUAACGUCAUCUCUCUGGUGGUGCUGCUCAACAUGCUCAUCGCUAUGAUGAACAACUCAUACCAGCUUAUUGCUGACCACGCUGACAUUGAAUGGAAGUUUGCACGCACCAAGCUGUGGAUGAGCUACUUUGAUGAAGGAGGGACACUUCCCCCACCCUUCAACAUCAUUCCAAGCCCAAAGUCGGUGUGGUAUCUGUGUGUGUGGCUGCACAACCGCCUCUGUGGCCAAGGCCAUCCCAGGCCUGAGGAGCAGCACAAACAUGAGAACCUCAAGGAGUUCACGGAACGACAUGCUGACAACCUCAUUCAAAACCAGCACUAUCAGGAGGUGAUCAGAAAUCUGGUGAAGCGAUACGUGGCAGCCAUGAUCCGUAGAACCAAAACUGAUGAGGGGUUGACAGAGGAAAACUUCAAGGAGCUUAAGCAGGACAUCUCCAGUUUCCGCUAUGAGGUUCUGGACCUGCUGGGCAAUCGCAAGCCUCCACGUCGCACCUAUUCCUCCAGCAGUGAGGCCACACAGCAGGAUGAUGCAGCUGAGCUUGAGCAGGACGAGGAGAGGCGGGUCAAGGACGCAAGUUGUGGAGAGGGGGCAGAGUCAUCCAGGGUCAGGAGCUCUGUUUCCUUUGCCCAGGUGGACAGAAAGAACCGCGAGAGUCAGUACAGCGUGUCGGCACUUUUCCGGUCUAUGGCAGGCGUGGAGGAAUGUCCUGACGAUAGACUAAAGAGCAAUGGCUUGAGGAAGAGCAAGUGGUCGCCAUCCUCGUUUGUGAGGACGAGCAGCCGCCUACAGCGCUUUUCACGCUCCAAGAAGGACUCCUUGCGUCGCUUGGGCCUGCUGUUCCAUCGUAUGAAUGGACAUAUGCCGGAGGCACGUACACAGAGCCUCGGCAAUCAGCCUCUUCAGCAACAGCAGCAGUCCGCUUACAGCAUCUCGGACACAGUGUUACAGCCACAAACAUCCUGGCAGGACCCGCAGGCUCUGCCGGAAGACCGAGUGACAAGGAGCGAGCUGCACCUACACACACUGGGAGUGGGAUCCAGAGAGAGAGAUUCAAACCCAAUGCAGUCCACAUCUCAGCAGGCAAAUGGCAGGGACAGUAUCUUACUCAGGCCCCCCGGCCACUCCUCUCUGCCUCCCCUGCACUGUGCUUCCAGCCUGACUGCCUCCAGCUCCCGCCUGCUGUCCUCCAAUGAGGACCUUUGUCAGGGUUGGGUUGGACCCUGUGAUACCCUGGGUUCUUCCUUUUGGGAGCAGGAAGAGUCUGUCACAACUCAGCUCUAGGCACAGACUCUCAUUUGGUGCUUGAGAGCAGGCCAUGACAGCUGAAGCAAUCCCACUAUGACUGUUCCCAGCCUAAAAUGACUGUGUAUUAACAAAACUGGCAAUGGUCAACACACAUACAAACAAUACUCAAUAUGCUUUUAUUACUGAAAACUAUGAUUAGCAAAUAAGUAGUCUUUAAAUACUGUGUACAUUAUUGGGAAUGUUAACAUUUACGUUUUCUGCAAUAUGGGAGCACAUUUGCAUUGAUGACACACAUCUAAUGCAAUGUUAUUUUUUAUUAUAUAAAUGCAUACCAAAUUUCAUAAAUGUUCUUUGCAGCAUAGACUUAUAGACUAAUAUCCACAUAGAGCUGUCAUCAACACAUCAGCUACAUGCUACUGAUUUGAUUCUGCUUCCCUAGCGUCUAAGUUGAAAGUGUCAAAAAAGUGCUGUUAUGGGUUUGAAAGCAAGCUUAGCGUGGAUUUCAGGCAGGUACACCAGUUAAGUGCACCCAAAUUUACAGUGAAACUUUUGGCUAUGGUUUGCUGAUCUGGCAGGUAUAUAAAAGGUGGUAGGUGGUAAGAAGCAUUACUGCCAGUGCCAAAGUGCCGCUAUGCAGAACAUUUACAUUUUACCUUUAUCCUUCACAGGUGUAAGGUUAGGGUUAGGUUUAGAAUCUGCAGCAUCUCAGACAGAAUCUAAAAACAAGAAUAGUUUGUGCUUAAGUUUCAGCCCUUUUUACAAUGGAAAUGAUGAGAAAAAGUCGAACAGGAAUAAGGGUCGAUCUUUGUGAGGCCCUUGUGAUGGAGGACAAAUGUCUGAUGAGAAAAGCUCUGAAAACUGCACUGAAAUUUCAUACAAAGUGCCAGAUUAAGAAAUAUGCAUUUGAACAAUAAUUCCAUGUGCAUGCACUUCAUGAUGUCAUUAAGGUGUUUACAGAGGAAAUAUGGAUGUUUCAGCUGAGGGGUUUUCCCUAGUGAAUGGCUGUUGUAGUGUUUGUCUUACUUUGAAACCUGAGCUGGUUUUGUAGGUCCAGAUUAAAAGCAACCGUGGCAGACGUCCCUGCACAAACACAAAUUAGUCAUGGACUAAAACUAGGCUUAGUUUAUGUCCAGAAACCUGACUUGUGUAUUCAUUAGGAUUAUGAAGUGUAUUGACAGGAUGUCAUCCAUUAUUUUCAUUUCUUACUUUUGUUUGAAUAUGAAAGGUUUUAGUUACAUUUUACGUGUUAUGGUUCAGUAAUAUAUUAAUCUUAUUUGUGCGAAUAAGUUGAACUGAUCAUUUUCAACUUCCUUUUUUGAGACUUUUCAAAUAAUAACUUUGCUUUUGUAUAAAAUUAUUUUUCUAUAUUCUUUUCUGGGAUUUUUUUCUUGAGGUUUUUGUUACACUUUACUUAUGUCUCAAAGUGACUUUUUUUUACUUUGAUUUACUGAAAAGUUGCUUUGGUAUGAAUUUCUAUACUGCUCAGCUAUGAUUACAAGAAUGAAAGGAUGCCUAUUAACUAACAGUCACAGCUGACUGCUAACCUGUCACAAGGUUAUUUUUUAUACCCAGUUUGAUUUGCAUGGAUAGCAUUAUUAGAAAUAUCCUUAAGAUUGUUGGUCAAAAAUUGAAGUUGUCAGAAUUUAAAUUGUCAGUUGUCAAAGCUGUCCACAUUUCGCUUCAGAACAUCCAAAUAUAUCAUGUUAACACAGAUAAA